Molecule: messenger RNA, 864 nt
Organism: Arabidopsis lyrata subsp. lyrata
Lineage: Eukaryota; Viridiplantae; Streptophyta; Magnoliopsida; Brassicales; Brassicaceae
Exons: 3
Coding region: 65-628 (187 amino acids)
Source: RefSeq, a predicted model, not a curated record
UUGAUAUAAUUUGUAGUCUUAAUAUCAUUUUAUCAUCUUCCUCAACACGGGAAGAAAAAGGGAAAUGUUUAGGGUUUCAAACGAGGCUGGUGAUUCCGAUAUCACCAAGUUUGGAGAUUCGACAGAGUUCGUUUCUCCGCCACAGAAGAAGCAGAAGACAGAUACGGAGGCGAAGGUGGAUGCAGAGGUAAAACCAGAAAAGCGAAUUCUCCGCAGAGGAAACUGGGACGAUCCGGAAUAUGCGAAACAGCGAAUGAUCUUUGAGGAGCAAUUUAAAAACAGCGAGGGUUACGAUGUUGAUUGGAGUAAAGUUGACUACAACUUCCCUGCCGUCAAUUUCGAUUGGGGAAGUGAUUUUGAUGAUCAGAUGAGCAAUGAGGAGUUAAUGAAACAGCUCAUAAAGACUGCCAUUGACGAAGAAAACGAAGAAACCGGAACAAAACUUGAGUUCGUCAAGUAUGUGAGUGCAAAUGUACUUGGCGUCCAAGGUUUUUUGUUUUACAUAACAUUUUGGGCAAAAGAUCUUUCCUCACCAAAUCCAGAGCCACAAUGUUACCAAGCAAAAGUGAGGAAGUUUAUGGGUGAGAUCGACGUUAGUGAGUUCAGGCUAAGGCCAACACAAGAAUGAUCAAUUGUGAGGUGAUGGUCACUUCCAACUCUGUGCGCUUGCAGUGAGAAGACUCUUCUUUAUUUGGAACAUUUUACUUCUGUAGAACUUAAUGUAUCGAAGCUAAACCAUGGAAUACACAAUUACUAACUAAUAUAUACAUGCUAAUCACACCAUAUGAUUCUAUAUUUCUUAUGCUUUUUUCUAUAUAAACUCUUCCUUUCUAAAUUUCUAAGCCAUCGAAAUAAUUAGUUUAG